AUGGCUAAUGUCUUAGGCUCAAUGCACACACAAAGCCUACAACUCUCAGUCCUCACUCCUCACAUUGCUAAACCUCUUGCUGGGAAGAAGCUUUGCAAGCGAACCCUAAAACUUGUUCAUAGAGCUGCCGAACACAAAUGCUUGAAAAGAGGAGUGAAGGAGGUCGUUAAAAGUAUAAGGAGAGGUCAUAAAGGAUUGUGUGUGAUUGCUGGGAACAUAUCACCAAUUGAUGUCAUCACUCAUGUUCCCAUUCUUUGUGAAGAGUCAGACAUUCCUUAUAUUUAUGUCUCAUCUAAAGAAAACCAUGGCUACUCCACCUGCCUCGCCUCUUCCUCCUCCUCCUCCUCCUGCAGUAGCAUUAGAGUCUCCGUCUACCUUGAAGCGGACACACAAAGCCACACGGCUAUGAUCCUUGGCCACUAG
Messenger RNA from Glycine soja, 423 nucleotides. RefSeq names its product H/ACA ribonucleoprotein complex subunit 2-like protein. The transcript is spliced from 5 exons. Gene Ontology annotation, cellular component: box H/ACA snoRNP complex. Bases 1 to 423 code for a protein of 140 amino acids. The record is from RefSeq and is a predicted model, not a curated record. Gene Ontology annotation, biological process: rRNA pseudouridine synthesis; snRNA pseudouridine synthesis. NCBI's taxonomy places the organism in Eukaryota, Viridiplantae, Streptophyta, Magnoliopsida, Fabales, Fabaceae. Gene Ontology annotation, molecular function: box H/ACA snoRNA binding.